This is a messenger RNA of Protopolystoma xenopodis, 1269 nucleotides long. Lineage: Eukaryota; Metazoa; Platyhelminthes; Monogenea; Polystomatidea; Polystomatidae. The record is from the annotation of a GenBank genome assembly.
AUGGUGACAGCCAAUGAAUUAACUAGCACAAGAUACUCUCCUGUCGACUCUUGCUCCUUCAAAUAUUGCCCCAAAUUCGACUAUGACGGCUUCACUAAAGUUGCAUCAGUUACUCCUUUGGAUGAGGCAUCUUCCCUUUGUGAGACUUCACAACAAAAUGUUCUUUCAGGAUUUGCUUCCGCCUCGUCUGCCAACCUCUUCUCGACUACGACAACCUGUGCCACUAUCACUUCCCUUCAUAGAACGCCAGCUCAUCUCGAUCCUCUAACGGCGUCUACAGAAGAGCCUAUGGAGAUAUCAUCAACUUACUCUGUUCAGUCUUAUGCCGAAAAGGAGUUGGAAAACAUUAGCAGAGCCGAUCAAACUUUUAUGGUUGAUCCAAUAAAAUCCGCUGACUCAAUGAACAGCAAUAGAUUUACGUAUAUUAAUGACUCCAAAAAGGAUAGCAACAUCAAUGAAAGUAUUUGCCUUAGUAAACGUAAUAUUCAAGCCACUUUUUCCAGUCUUUCACCUGAAGGGGCUAUUACUGGCAGCUCUUCUAUGGCCGAUAUCACCGGCUCCAAUCUUAUCCUACCUUCUAUAAACCUUACUUCUCUGCCUUUACCUUCGAUACCUGUUAAUGAGAAAGGAUUGGGCUCACAUAGUGGCUGUUUGAGUAGUGAUUCAUCUCAUUUUGCUUUCUUCGGACGGCAAAACAACUCUGCUCACGAGCUCAGCCCGAAGCCAAAGGCCGGGUCCGAUGUGGAUACCAAGCUGGUUCAAAUGGUCUCCUUACACCUGGGCCUUGAGAAGAAGGAAGACGAAGAAGAUAGUGAUAUUCGGGAUUCUCAUACAGAAGAGGAAGACACAGAUACAGAGGAAUCGCAUGAAAAUCGAGAUGGUCACCUAGGUUCUGGCUGGAAUCUGCGCGGCAAAGAAGGGGAUCCGUUGCCUGGACAGUUGCGCAGCGCCAUGUUGGCUCGACUUUCUAACGAUGGUCUCGUUUGUCCCUUUCUGGCCCUUAUUGUCUUCCUAGUUGUUUUGAUAACCAACCAUUUUACCAAUUUUAUCAAAGUGGAGGUCAUUGGUAAUUCUGGUAAUGUAACUUCAGAAUACACAAGAAACGCUGGCCUAAUUUCACUUGAGGCUAAUCGAGACCUUGUUGGUUCACCACCAGUCGAUCCUUUACUUCUGAACCAGUCGGUACACUGGUUUCUUAUUUUCACGAUUGUCUGGGGCCUUAGCUUGCAUUCCCUCUGGCCACAACUACGCCGGCCCCUAACGCCGUAA